Molecule: messenger RNA, 1002 nt
Organism: Mesorhabditis spiculigera
Lineage: Eukaryota; Metazoa; Nematoda; Chromadorea; Rhabditida; Rhabditidae
Source: the annotation of a GenBank genome assembly
AUGAUUUCCCUCUGCCGCAUAGCAUUGUUUUUAAAUCGAGACUCCUUCUGGACUACAGAAAUUAUUGAUGUCUUGGCCAGCAGGAAGCUGAAGCUGAAACGCAAAAUAUCGUAUUUGCUCUUAUCGUUGCUCGGCGUGUGUUGUAUAUUUUGCUUUGGACGUAACAACAAUACGAAAGACCAUUCGUCAACUCCGAAAUGGAACUUUUAUCGGCCAAGGGUUCCGCUUCAUGACUUGAUUCCGGUUAGUCGACCGAAACUCGAAAAGCCAGCAUCUAUCCCGGAUUCGACCGCGAGAAUGAUCAUUCUUGAAGGUUCCUACACUCCGGAAGACUUUCCUGAACUCCCUGAUCUAUAUGUUGUAGCCGUCGAGGUGGAUGAAGUACUUCGGUUGAUGCCAAAAAAUGCCUACAGGCAAGAAGGGGAUAUUCUGGUACCCCGCGAUCUCGAAUUCCACGCAAGACUCUGGGAGAGCUCCCGGAUGAUUGGAUGUUUGAAUUUGACUAUUUUGCGAAAUAUCAUCGAGCCUCCAAAGCUGAUGCCAGACGAUCUCCACUGGCUGUCGGUGCUCCGGGAUCUGCAUUUCGAGUAUCGAUCCAUACCAUUCUUAAUUGGGGGUACCUUACUAGGCUGGCGCCGUGAAUGUUCCGUAAUUCCGCACACGACCGAUAUGGAUAUUGCUAGCUUUGAGGACGAAUUCCCGAUGGCACUAAUCGAAGACGCCAUGAACAUGACGGCGACGGCGUUUCGACUGUUGCAAAUCAUAGGACGGCCCGGCGACAGCUACGAGGCGACCUUUGGGGGCCACACCGAGCGUGGGGCUCCAUGGUUCGAAGCUGAAUUCUGUACGGCUGUGAUGCACGGCUACAUGUUUCAUGUCCCAUGUGAUCCGGACCCGAUUCUGGAGGCAGAUUAUGGCCCAGAUUGGCGCGUGGAUCGUCCUACCGAUGAGUACAGCUAUGGCAAAAAUGUGGUGGAAAAUGGAAACUUUGCGGCUGAAGGG